GUAAAAUCCUUCUGCAGGUUCAUUGUUAUUUCAGAAUUUGUCCCUUGCCUGUGUUAGCAAGUGGUGUUCAGGAAUUCUCUCUCUUGCUGCUGAUGCUUGUUUUAAUGACAAGUCCAGCAAAGAAAGUUCUCACGAAAGUGAAUUUCAUAACUGUCUAGUGGCACUCUUUGUUGAUCAAGAUGAUGAUCUUGUGGAAGUUAUGUUGCUUCUCCUUUUGCUUUUUCAAGAAAUCCACCAAACUGUUCCUAGCUGUGGAGAAAUGUCAACAACCAUUUUACGCCAGUUGAACCCACACUUGCUUUUCAUCUCAUUUGCUGAAUCAGUUGAGUUCGAUCACUCGUUCCUGCUCGACCUUCUGAUUUCGUCAGAGACUCGAUUUCUGGAAUACCUUGUGCAGUAUCUACACUUUGUGAUUGCUGGAUGGAGUUCAUUUGUGCAGUGUUUGGUGGAGUAUAAAGAAAGAAUUUCUUGCACUGCAGAAGAAAGUAUGAGUGACGAAGUGGGGAUGUGUAGUGUGAGCCUAAGCGAGUUUGAAUCUGAUUCUAAUUCUUCUGAAAAGUCUUCGGAGUUUGAGAGUAGUGUUGCCAACGAAAUGCGCUCAAGUAAAAAUGAGUCGUUGUUCGCAAGACAGGAAACCAUGGCUGGUGAAGACAGACAAUGUCCUGAGUUGCCAGAUACGUUUCCCAGGCCGCAGAACAACAGCUAUGAAAAGUGCGAAAUUAGCCAUGAAGUUUGUCAGUCCGAUUCUCGUCUUGUGGGAGUUCCAACUGGCGAGCUUGAUGGCUUGACAAGCAUUGUUUUGGCGUAUUCUUCAAGCGAUGAAUCCGAAAUUGAAAAUGAAGAUGAAGACGAGAGUGUCAAUGACAAUAAAACGCCUGCUGUUUCACAGUCUGACUCCAUCAUUUGUAGUAGUGUUCGUUCAAACAACAACCAACUUAGUGGCUCUUCGUCUUUUGAUAAAGCAGACAAAGCCGAAACGUUUCACUCAACUUUUACUGCUAAGAGCUGUUCUGCUCUUCCUCAAAAUGUUUCAGAAACGCCAAGGAAACACACAAGUAAUUUAAACAAUUCAGCAUUCUCAGAACAUCCAGGCUUCUCUUCAAAUCAGCCGCCCGGUGAUUCGAACUUAAACGUUAAUGACUGCCUCGGUGAUCAAAGUUCUUCGUCGAAUACGGAACUACUUCCUUCAAAUGACAGAAACACAGAUAUCUUUAUCACUAAAGAGAGUCAUUUUGAGGGAAGUGUCACCAAUCCAACUGCUGUUGAAAGCGAGUUAUUGGACAAAGUAAUGACAAUGUUGAUUCGUCUCAGGUUGUCAGUGACGAGGUUAUCGUCUGGUGGGCAUUUCCCGUACCCUGCCGUACCUUUGAUAUCACUGAUGGAGAAUGUAGAGAAAUAUUACGAUGGUUGCUGACCUGUGUACUGCGGCUAAUACUAGCGCUCUUCAAGGGAAGAUGAAGGGUCGGAGAGGUUAUCUUCCAUAUAGAUCUUAUUCCCAUUGCCAAAGGUAAUCCCUCUUGAGUUAUUUUUAGAGAUGGUACCC
Messenger RNA from Orbicella faveolata, 1543 nucleotides. RefSeq lists its product as uncharacterized. The record is from RefSeq and is a predicted model, not a curated record. Lineage: Eukaryota; Metazoa; Cnidaria; Anthozoa; Scleractinia; Merulinidae.